AUGGCUUAUUCACAAAAACAAAUCAAUGAUUUUCUUCAAUACUAUAUGAGCACUAUAAUCCAACAAGACUCCCAAGCUAACCAACAAAAUCCACCACAACACUCAAACAACCCCAUCGCCAUUGAUUUCGAUAAAGUUGUUGCAGACAAUAUCCCUAAACUUCAAGAAUGGACUCCUUUUAAGACAUAUGAAAGAAUAUACGACUCAAAGACUGACUGCACACUCAAUUCUUUUGUGAAGGCGGUGAUGCACAAGGAAAAUGUAUUUGUGAUUCUUAACGACACGUUUGGAAAUGUUUUUGGUGGUUUUGCUAAACGGCCAAUUGUUAACUUAGCAGACACGACAAGGUAUACUGAAAACUAUGAUGUCGACCAUUAUUUGUUUGUUCUUUUCAGAGAUGGCAGAAACACAGAACAAAAAAUGUUUAGAGCGUCGCAAAAUGGUUCUGGAUUCUUUAUAUACUCAAAUGGAACAUUUUGGCUUGAUAUCGGAAACCAUUUGGGAAGAAUAUGUGUCACCACUCCUGGCACUAACCAAUCUUAUAACAGAAAUUUGAAAUCAGCUUAUCAAGGCAUAGAAGAGACAGACGUUAAUGGUUUAAAUGGUAUGUUCCAAACUUAUACAGUCGAUAGGAUUAUUGUCUUAAAGACUGAAAUCUAA
Molecule: messenger RNA, 660 nt
Organism: Entamoeba invadens IP1
Lineage: Eukaryota; Evosea; Mastigamoebida; Endamoebidae
Exons: 1
Coding region: 1-660 (219 amino acids)
Source: RefSeq, a predicted model, not a curated record